This is a messenger RNA of Vanrija pseudolonga, 1454 nucleotides long. RefSeq lists its product as uncharacterized. NCBI's taxonomy places the organism in Eukaryota, Fungi, Basidiomycota, Tremellomycetes, Trichosporonales, Trichosporonaceae. Bases 70 to 1314 code for a protein of 414 amino acids. Gene Ontology annotation, cellular component: peroxisomal membrane. Gene Ontology annotation, biological process: peroxisome fission. The transcript has 5 exons. The record is from RefSeq and is a predicted model, not a curated record.
GCACGGCGGGCAUCAUCUCAGUGUUCUCCAGUCCUCUCUACACAACACUGUAGCACACGGCUCGCACGCAUGUCGGACGCGUGGACGACGACGACAACAACGCAGCGAUAUCCCUAUCACGCGCACCAGUACCAGCAACAAAACCUGGUGCACCCCUCGCCCGUGCGCGCGCACAGCUACCCUUUCCACGCGCCGCCCCUCUACGGUGGGAGUAGUAGUAGUGGUGGUGGCAGCACUUCGCAUUUCGCGACCCUGUCCCAGCUGCAGGCACUGCAGCUGCAUGGCUGGUCUGCUGGCUCGUCGUCGUCGUCCUCAUCUCACACUGGCUCGACGUACUACAACCACCAUCCCCACCACCAUCACCACCACCACCACCUUCCUUCCCCCCCGCUCUCGACCUCCACCAUGCCCGACCCCUGGGGCGCUGAGCGCACCGAAAAGCCCAUCGAGGACGACGACGACCAUCCUCGGCCAUGGGCCAACGGCAACGGACACCAUGCCAACGGUGACGCUGCUGAGCCAAACCACGCCCAAGGCCACGGUCACGGCCACCACGGCCACCACAACCACCACAACCACAAUCAUUCAUACUCAUCACAGCCUGCUGCGGCCGGCACAACGGCAGUCGCCAAGCCCCGCGGGCUGUCGCCAAAACGCCUCCCGGGCCCACAUGCCAUCGAGGUGCUCGCAGGUCUCAUGGACCUGAGUAAAGGCCGCGACAAGAUUCUGAAAAUCGUCCAGUACUCUAUGCGCUCGUAUCUCUACGUGCUGGGCCUCAUCGCCGCCGUGCGCCCGCUCACAAAGUGGUUCACGGCCAACAAGAAGCGCACGCAGAUUGCCGUCUCGGGCCUGAGCCUGACGCGUAAAUGUCUGCUCCUGCUCAACCCGCUGCGCCCCGCCGCCGCCCUCCUCUCGCCAGAGCCGACGAGCGCGCGCGAGUUCCUAGGCCACCUUAGCGACCUCGUCGGCGCCCUCGCAGACGACGUCUACUGUCUCUCCAAGCUCGGCAUCAUGUCCAAAAAGAAGGGCGUCAUCGCCGAUCGCUGGGCAAACCGGAUAUGGUUCCUCAACACGCUCAGCGGCCUCUGGAACCUCCACGUCAAGGCGCGCUCCAAGAACCGCACCAAGUCGGAGAAGACGCAGCACGAGUGGUCGCGCACAAAGUACUUGUGCGACCUUAUCUUUGUCUCCUACGACGUCUUCCACCUCACCUGGUUCAAGGAGCCAGUGCAGUGCGCGACGGGUCUCACGGCGGCCUUCAUUAGUGCCGGACAGUUAUAUAACAAGCAGCACGCGGCGCUCAGCAAGAGGUGAGCAUGCUGAGCAGCAGUACGCGUGCGGCAUAGUUGGAACGGCGGUCGUUUGGGUCCUGCGUGUUUGGGUAUAGGUCUGUGUAUCGGGACCGACGACAUAUUACGAGUCUUAGGCAUUACCGUCAUGUUAUAUCAUUCGCU